AUGAAGUUAGCAAAAAAAUAUGGAUGGUUAAUGUUUCUUCUAUUCCAAACUGUUUCGGCAAAAAAUAUAUUAUUCCUCCUCGGGAUGCCUUCUAGAAGCAAUCACAUUUGGAAUCGAUCUCUGAUGCGAUCGCUGGUCAAAGAAGGACACAAUGUAACAGCAUUGAGUGUGGAAACAGAUAAACCUUCAAAAAAUCUGCAUUAUAUACCUUUAGAUGGUGUAAAUGAAAAAAUACAACAAAUGUAUAAUAAUGUCGACUACGAAUCCAUAUCGGAUUAUAUGCAAUUAAUUAAUAUUUUGGCAAUGUACGAGUUCUUCAAUUUGGUUUGUAAAACAGCAUUGCAGUCUGAAGGAGUGAAAGUGUUGUUAAAUUAUCCAAGGGAUUCAUUUGACCUAGUGAUACAUGAUUAUACAUGUGGACAAUGUCUCUUGGGAUUUGUUAAUUAUUUUAAUAACCCGCCCCUGAUAUCCAUAACUCCUUUAAGUACGCCAACUUAUACCCUUUUUGUAUCAGGAAAUACUCAUUUUCCGUCUUAUAUGGUUCAUCCUUCUUCCAAAUAUGAUGGACCGAUGACAUUUGUUCAAAGAGCGGUCAACUUAUUCUUGCACGCAGCCGAAUGGAUGUACAGGACGUUCGUGUUUAUGAGACAUGAAAAUUUGAGAGCAAGAGAAUUUUUUGGCGAAUAUAUAGUCAAAAAUUUAGAAUCUAUCGAGCAAAACACUAGUGUUGUAUUCACAAAUUCUGAUCCAAAUUUGGACAUGUCUCAUCCGUUGAUGCCUAAUAUUAUACCACUCGCUGGUUUGCAUAUCCAGAAACCAUCUAUAAAAAAUAUUCCAGAG
Molecule: messenger RNA, 840 nt
Organism: Ctenocephalides felis (cat flea)
Lineage: Eukaryota; Metazoa; Arthropoda; Insecta; Siphonaptera; Pulicidae
Product: UDP-glucuronosyltransferase 2B7-like
Exons: 3
Molecular function (GO): UDP-glycosyltransferase activity
Source: RefSeq, a predicted model, not a curated record